This is a messenger RNA of Heterobilharzia americana, 426 nucleotides long. NCBI's taxonomy places the organism in Eukaryota, Metazoa, Platyhelminthes, Trematoda, Strigeidida, Schistosomatidae. The record is from the annotation of a GenBank genome assembly.
AUGAACCGCAGUAACAAUCUGAAUUUUGUCUGUGGAGCUGGAUAUGAUUUAAAAUCAAGUCCUCCUAUGUUAAAUGAUCUUUUACAAAUCAGCAACAAUCAACCUUUGAAGUCAACUUCAGUUAAUGUCGAGCAGAUUCAUCAUUAUCAUCAUCAUACUGGCCAACAACCUUCGCCUUCUUCUCCAUUAACACCUCAACCAAAGUGCCUCUUAUCUACCUCAAAUGUAGUGAACCAAGUCAAUCAGCCAUGUGUUAGUCAAACUACAAUCAAUGACAAAUUUUUAAUAAAAACAAAGGUGGAUUUUAACAAUGAGUUGACUGAAACUUCAAAAUCAAUCGAAUGUGUAGCAAAAAGAAAACGGACUGAGAUCAAUGCUUAUUAUUUGAAACAAAUAUUACCAAUAUGUGAUAGCAAAAAGUAUUGA